This is a messenger RNA of Adineta steineri, 830 nucleotides long. The record is from the annotation of a GenBank genome assembly. Lineage: Eukaryota; Metazoa; Rotifera; Eurotatoria; Adinetida; Adinetidae.
AUGUCAUCAAUAAAUAAGAAUGAAUGUGAACGAGAUUCAUCAUCAGCAUCAGCAUCAGAUGAUGAUGAUUAUGAUGAUAAUGUUGAAGAAGAGAAUGUAUUUGGUGAACAAGAAGAAGAAAUAAAUAUACUCGAACAAGUACAAGGUUUAUUUUCAACAGAUAUAUUUUCAAAUGUUAUUGAAAUGUUUCGUACAUAUCAAUCGAAAUUUGAUCUUAUAGAAUUUCUUAAAAAACAUAAUAUUCAUUCACAAUAUGAUUAUAUUCGAUUAAUUAAUUAUAUUCGUCAUGAAAAACCUUCCAUUGAUGAUUUAAAACAAUUAAAGUCAUCGAAAUCUCCACCAUGGUCAGAUGAUAAAUAUUUUGAAACAGUUAUUGAGAAUGAUCCAGCAUUACAAUUUGACAUUGAAGAAGAUUUAAGUCAACUCGGUGAUUUAGCAAUAUCAUCAACAGAUGAUCAAGAAAACAAUCAAUUAAAAAAAGCAAAUGAAAGAAUUCGACAAUUAGAAGAAAUGGUUGAUACAUUAAAAUCAAUGACAUCUCGAUUAUUAGAUGAUCAAUCUACUGGUGCAACAACAACAACUCCUAAAGCUCAAACAAAAGAUGAUAUUCAAGAUAAUGGUAUGGAUACAGUUCGUACUGAAAGUUAUUUACAAUCAAUUAAAGAAAAUGUCGAUAUAUUUCGUAAUAAAAUUGUAUUAGAUGUUGGAUGUGGAACAGGUAUACUUUCAAUGGCAUGUGUUAAAUAUGGACAUGCUAAAAUGGUUAUUGCUGUUGAUAUGUCAGAUAUGAUUUAUGAUGCAAUGGCUAUUGCAAAGUAAAAAUAUUAUUU